CUGCGGCCUGCAGCACUUGGCAAGCGCCUGCUCCACCACCAGGAUGCCCAAGAGGAAGGUCAGCUCAGCCAACAGCGCAGGGAAGGAGGAGGCUAAGAGGAGGUCAGCGAGGCUGUCAGCUAAACCUGCUCCUGCGAAAGUGGAAACAAAGCCAAAAAACGCAGCGGGAAAGGAUAAGUCUUCAGACAAAAAAGUGCAACCAAAAGGGAAAAGAGGAGCAAAGGGAAAACAAGCUGAAAUACAGGCUAAACAAGAAACUAAAGAAGAUUUACCUGUAAAAAAUGGAGUAUCUAAAAAUGAAGAGAGUCCAGCCUCUGAUGAAGCAGGAGAGAAAGAAGCCGAAUCUGAUUAAUCUUGUAUACCAUGUCUUGUCAGUGGUCCCUGUUGCUCCCUUCUUUUACAAUCCAGAGGAAUAUUUUUACCAACUAUUUCGUAAAUGCAAGUUUUUUAGUAGCUCUAGAAC
Choloepus didactylus (southern two-toed sloth) is the source of this 463-nucleotide messenger RNA. Its product is annotated as non-histone chromosomal protein HMG-14-like. Gene Ontology annotation, molecular function: nucleosomal DNA binding. The coding region runs from base 44 to 352 and encodes 102 amino acids. Gene Ontology annotation, cellular component: chromatin; nucleus. The record is from RefSeq and is a predicted model, not a curated record. NCBI's taxonomy places the organism in Eukaryota, Metazoa, Chordata, Mammalia, Pilosa, Megalonychidae. Gene Ontology annotation, biological process: chromatin organization. The transcript has a single exon.